AUGGCUGAAGAUCUAGCACAUCAAUUGCGAGGGCUCGAUCUUGGUAAGCCCGAUUCAAAAUGGGAAGUUAAUUGCAAACGUUUUCAGCACACUCACCCGUCAAAAAUACUAUCGCAGACGCUGCCAUUUUUCAGACAGGUCGAAGAGGUGGGUGUUUUGACACAUUUUAUCGACAGUGGGGAAUUUAAGCUUGGUAGCCACGAAGGUCUUGCGACUCUGAAAGACGAUGUUUCCAAUUUUGUGAAAAGCGGCGACAGAGCUAGUAUUUCAAACUAUUUGGGUCACAACAUGCUAGAAAACUAUGAAUCAUUCACACCAGUAACUGUGGAUCAGCUCGAAGAUAUGGGCGGUUUGCAAAAAUUCAUUAAACAAUGGACUCGUAAAAAGGACAAAUCCAAGCUCACCAUUGUAUGCUCCAGGCAUAAUAUGAUAGACCUCAUCAUGGUGCCCUUUUCAGACCAGGACGUUCAUCUCAAUGCUAUCCACCAAAAUGGAUAUCUUUACCUUUUUCCCGAUAGGAAAGCGGGUGCCGAGGCGCAGGGUAUUCAUUCCAAAGACUCGAGAAUACGAAAGAUAUGCUAUAGCGGGUUUGAGCUCGAGAGUCUGGUAACGGACGUAAAAACGCGGGGGCUACGUUCUGGGUUUUACUCUAUCGUUUGUGGGCAAAUAGAUCCGCACCUCGAAAUUCUGUUCAAAGCUGAGAUGGAUGCCCUAGAUUCUGAGACCAAUACUUACACAGAGAUCAAGUGUUCUACGGGUUUGAAAACCAGAACUUCUCACCAUCGGAGAAAGCUGCUGCGCAUGUGGGUGCAGACAAGUCUUAUACCGAGCACUUCACUUCUAGUAGGCAUCAAAGAUCCUUAUUAUAACCAGCUGACGUCGUUUGAGCGCUACACGCGGACCCAGUUGUAUCGCAAGUUCAAUAAUACAAAUCUGAAAUUUUUGGCGCUUAACUACAACUAUAACGCCAAUGUUUCUGUCCAAUGGUUUCAGCACAUAAUGAAAGCUAUCCAGACGCUUGUUGAGCCACAUGUGCCGUCCGAAACGGAAGGUAUUCAGCUCCCCACGUCGUUCAAAAUAACGCUAACCAAGGAUUUGGUCUUGAUGCUACAAAAACUCGAUAAGAUGCCACCAAACACGGUUUUCUGA
This is a messenger RNA of Lachancea meyersii CBS 8951, 1149 nucleotides long. The record is from the annotation of a GenBank genome assembly. Lineage: Eukaryota; Fungi; Ascomycota; Saccharomycetes; Saccharomycetales; Saccharomycetaceae.